AUUGAAGAAGAAAAUUCUGCAUUACAAAUGAUUCAUUCAUGAUUAAUCAUUUCUUAAUUUAGCUGUUCUAUUGCUAUAAAUUGAAAUGAAGGGCGGCUGGUGUUAUGUUGUGUAAAUUUGUCGACCAGGAAGACACCAAAAAUGACGGCGUCCAUUCCGUCAGGAGUUAAAAUUGAUCAAGUAAAAGGCCUCGUAUAUGGCAACUGUACAGGAGAUGCUAUUGGGUUGCUCACUGAAUUCAUGAUCAAAAAGGAGGCUAAAACAUACUAUGGCAAGAAGAGCAAGCUGAAGUUCAAGUACAAGGUGCCUGAUAUGCAUAGGGAGCGAUGGGAAGUGGGUGACUGGACAGAUGAUUCGGAUCAGAUGGUUCUCAUAAUGCGAUCCUUGGUAGAAAACAAUGGAAAGGUGGUUGUGACUGACUUUGCCUCUAAACUUGUCAACUGGAUGAAGCAUGGAUUUGAAGAGUUGGGCGACAAAGGUGGAAUGGGCAUUGGGCAAAACACAGCUGCCGUACUUAAUGCUUCUGGUUACGUAGAUGACCCACUUAAGGUGUCUGAGAAAAGAUGGAACAUUGCAGGUAGAUAUGGACGUUUCCCCGCCCCAAAUGGUGCAGUUAUGCGUACAUCAAUAUUAGGAGUUCAUUGCUAUGACAACAUUGAUGAUGUCAUAAGAAAUACUAUUGAAAUCUGCAAGACAACACACUUUGAUCCGAGGUGCCAAGCAUCAUGCGUUGCUGUAACAACCAGUAUAGCCAUGAUGUUACAGAGGGAACCUAAAGGAAAGGCAAAAUCAAUGAAAUUCACAAAAGACAUGAUAGAUGACAUAAUAAAAGCUGCUUACAAUUAUUCUAAAGAUCUACUUUCCACUGAGGAAUUGAGAGAAGAACUAUUGUUCUAUUUAAAUGUGAAGGACCUGUCUGCCUUAGAGUUAGAUGAGGCGGGGAAGAUUGGUUACACAUAUAAGACUCUAGGAGCAGGAUUUUGGGCAUUGAAGCAAACCAACUUUAGAAAGGCUAUACAAGCAAUUACUAUGGAGGCGGGUGAUGCAGACACAAAUGCUGCUGUGGCAGGGGCUCUACUUGGCUGCAAACUCGGCUUUGAGGAGAUACCAAAGGCAUGGAGAGAUGGACUAAUACACAAAGACUGGUUGAAUGAACAGAUGAGAAAAUUUUUCUUGCUUGAUGAAGAAAAAUGGAAAAACACAAAAUGACAAAAUUAGAGGAAGGAAGGAGUCACAAACUAAAUGGGGUUCAGAUAGUGGUCUGCAAAAAAUAGUCUGAACAACAUACCACAAUAUUCUGUAGUGAUUACAGGGUAUAAUACAGGCUGAAAAAUGCAAAGAAUGUACAAAUUAUGCGAAAACAGCAUGGAUUAUCAGGCACGUAGCCAGCUCUUGCCAAGGGGGAUUCACUUUUCAAAAAAACUUUACAGUGUUCACAUUUUACAACUUUGACUCAAAAUCACUUGAAAAGAGCUCAGAAUGGUGAAAAACUCCAUGAUUUGAAAGAAUUUUUGUAUUAUUGUACAAACGGCAAGACAACAUAGUGGAAAUAUCAGAUUGUAUACAAUUAUAGACAUAAUUGACAAUAUAAACAGAAUUAAAAGUCAACCAAACAGAGAUGUCUUUAAUUUUUUUGCAAAGGAGACAUACCAUA
This is a messenger RNA of Owenia fusiformis, 1654 nucleotides long. Lineage: Eukaryota; Metazoa; Annelida; Polychaeta; Sabellida; Oweniidae. The record is from the annotation of a GenBank genome assembly.